Molecule: messenger RNA, 547 nt
Organism: Dentiscutata erythropus
Lineage: Eukaryota; Fungi; Glomeromycota; Glomeromycetes; Diversisporales; Gigasporaceae
Source: the annotation of a GenBank genome assembly
GUUAUCAAGAGGUGAUGGUGGCAUGGAUAUGUUCGGCAAUCAUAAUCAUUACUUACUAUUAUUUCAAUGCAAAGAUUUUACUAACAAAGUUGAAGUUGAUUAUAUCCGAGAUUUUGAAAGUGUUAUAUCAAGAUUCGAUAAACAAACAACAAUCGGAAUUUAUGUUACGUCUGCAAAGGAUGGUUAUUCGAGCGGUGCUAUAGGAAGAGCCAAAUCAUCUGAAUAUCAUUUACUAUUGACGAACUUAUAUGAUCUGUGUCAGGAUAUUCCCGAAUACUUGUCUAAAAUAUUGAAAGAUAAUUCUGUCAAGGAAAAUAUUUAUAGGAUAGAUGAAAAGGUAGAUGAGAUAAUUGAGAUACUCAAACGUCAAGAGAAGCUCAUACAUAAAAUUAACAAUGACCGAAUCAAAAUUGAAAAUAAGCAGAUUAAGUUGGAAAAAAAUCAAAUUAGAAUUGAGUGUAAACAAGAAAAAAUCAAUUUUUAUAAUUCUAUGUUAUUAUUGAUUGUUGUAGUUUCUGUAUUAGUUAAAUAUGAUUUCUUCUUGUAA